AUGGCACAGGGCACGCCAGGUACUAUCAGCGCGCCUGCCCCAUAUACUGUAAUCACUCCUGGAGGCAUUUUUGACUUUUUUUAUAACAUCAAUGCCGACUACUGCAAAUCAAGUUACGCAUAUUCGGUAUACCUCGCCACCGAACUCCCUACGUCUAUGUCGCCUUCGAAUCAAUUCAUGAGUGGGUAUUACUUUGGACGAUAUGAUGCGGAAAAUUACCCUGCUGUUCCAUACCCAACUAAUCCUGCGCCUCCCAAUCUAACAAUGCCAAACUUUGCACAGCCACAGGGCGGGUUUGGCGGCGGAAAUCCCGCUACGAAUGCCACAUUCUAUGUAUUAGUUCUGGAAGAGUGGGACGACUGCGAAGGCACUAUCGGUAGAAAAAUUGCAAUGACGGCCAAUCCAAUUAUCUAUAAUGCUACCUCGACUUGA
Fibroporia radiculosa is the source of this 432-nucleotide messenger RNA. RefSeq lists its product as uncharacterized. Bases 1 to 432 code for a protein of 143 amino acids. The transcript is spliced from 3 exons. The record is from RefSeq and is a predicted model, not a curated record. Lineage: Eukaryota; Fungi; Basidiomycota; Agaricomycetes; Polyporales; Fibroporiaceae.